AUGGAGAACUACGACAAGCAAAAAGACUCUCCCAUGCACAUCCCACAAAUGCGUCCCCAGCACUCGCCAUCAUCCUCCCGGCCGGCUUCUGACGAAGUUACUUUCUCCCAUGACGAUGUUCCUCUUCGCAACAACGACACUAGCAACCAAAAUACAACUGGGAAUGUGGAACCAUACUACUUCCACGCUGAACAUGGCCCCCCUAUCGAUAAUGUGUUGAAAUAUGAUGAAGCCGAAGAAGACUAUCAACACCACAAGGACCUAUGGUGGAGCAGAGUCCGGCACUACAUGCGCGACCCCUUUGCAGAGUUCAUGGGCACUCUUAUCAUGAUCCUCUUCGGUGAUGGUAGUGUUGCACAGGUCACGUUGAGUGCGAAUCCAAAUUUACCCCAGAGCAGUCAAAAUAAAGGUGACUAUCAGUCGAUUUCUUGGGGAUGGGGCAUCGGCGUCAUGCUCGGAGUCUACGUGGCCGGCUGUGCAGGCGGCCACCUGAACCCGGCCAUCACCUUCGUGAACUGCUUGUACCGCAAAUUCCCCUGGUGGAAAUUCCCCAUCUACGCCUGUGCCCAGGUCAUGGGCUGCUUCUGCGGCGCCGCCAUCAUCUAUGGCAACUACAAAUCCGCUAUCGAUCAAUACGAAGGCGGUGCAGGUAUUCGUACGGUGCCAGGCUACUCUGACACAGCCACCGCUGGCGUCUUCUGCACCUAUCCACAACCUUUCCUGACCAAGACUGGCCAGGUGUUUUCUGAGAUCAUCGCCAGUUCCGUCUUGGUCUUCAUCAUUUUUGCCAUGAAGGACGAUGCGAACCUCGGUGCUGGCAACUUGAUUCCCCUGGGUUUAUUCUUUCUCAUCUUUGGAAUCGGUGCGACUCUCGGUUGGGAGACCGGAUAUGCCAUCAACUUGGCUCGUGACUUUGGCCCUCGCCUGUUCACUUAUAUGGUCGGAUACGGCCCACACGUCUGGGCCGCCGGGGAUUAUUAUUUCUGGGUGCCCACGAUAUGCCCUUUUAUCGGUUGCACCUUUGGAGGUUUCUUGUAUGACACUCUGAUUUAUACCGGCGAGUCGCCGAUCAAUACACCAUGGAUGGGUUUGAAGCGAAUUGUCCGCCCAUCUCGCAAGGGUAUCAAAAAUGCGAUCACAGGACGUCCGGAAAAACAGGUCUAA
Molecule: messenger RNA, 1164 nt
Organism: Rhinocladiella mackenziei CBS 650.93
Lineage: Eukaryota; Fungi; Ascomycota; Eurotiomycetes; Chaetothyriales; Herpotrichiellaceae
Exons: 3
Coding region: 1-1164 (387 amino acids)
Biological process (GO): glycerol transmembrane transport; water transport
Cellular component (GO): plasma membrane
Molecular function (GO): glycerol channel activity; water channel activity
Source: RefSeq, a predicted model, not a curated record